AUGGGGGUGGCCGGGCUCUCCCUGUGCCAGCACUCACGGAGCUACUCCCGCUGUGUCCCAGGCCCAGCCCGCCCUGUGGCAGAGGCAGGCGGACUUUGUCCCCCCCGGAAGACGCCGCGUGAGAUGCUGGCAGCGCCCGCGCCUGGUGCCGAGGGUCCUUCCCAGCCCCCCAAACCGGCUCAGCAUGUUGCUAAACAGCCACGAACACCACUCGCUGCCAGACCCCCAAGGCAGAGCUUGUUUGUCCAGGAUGGCUACAGCAGUCACGUGCCCUGGGGGGAGCUGGAUCAGCUUUCCCAUCCAAACCCCCUCCCCUCUGUGCUCCCAGACCUUUGCAGCGUGCCCCCCGAAUUCCUGGUGCCGGCUGCCAACGAGACGCUGGACCUGGUGCUGGGGAGCCAGGUCGAGCUGAACUGCACCGUGCGCUGGGCGGGCACCGAGCACUGCCAGCCCAUUCCCACCUGGAGCAAGGAUGGGCAGUGGCUGGGCAGUGGGAGCAGCCAGGACACUGUCUGGUCUGGCCAAAACUCCUCGGAGCAGCUCCUGGCCAGCGUCCUGCAGCUCAACCUCACCCAGGAUGCCGAUUUUGGGGUGUUUGCCUGCUGGAUCAGCAAUGCCACAGCCACCUUCACCCUGCGGCGAGCUGAGGCGGUGGGGCACGUGCCGGCGGUGCUGGCAGCCCUCCUGGUCCUGGUGCUCCUGGUGCUCCUGGCUGUGCUCUAUGUCCAGUGCCGCCUGAACGCGCUCCUCUGGUACCGGGACCGCUACGGAGAGCUGGAGAUCAACGACGGGAAGCUCUACGAUGCCUACGUCUCCCACGCCACUGCCCCCGAUGACCGGAAGUUCAUCCACUUCAUCGUGAAGCCGCAGCUGGAAAACCGCCACGGCUACAAGCUCUUCCUGGACGAGCAGAACAUCCUGCCCAACUCAGAGCCAUCAGCUGACCUCAUCAUGAAUGUCAGCCGGUGCCGGCGCCUCAUCGUGGUGCUCUCCGUCGCGUACCUGGAGCAGGAGUGGUGCAACAGCAGCUUCAGGGAAGGGCUCUGGAGGCUGCUGGAGCUUUCCAGGAAACCCAUCUUCAUCGUCUUCGAGAGCCAGUACCGGGAGAUCACCCACCCCGCCAUCACCCUGCUGAAGCAGCACCGAAGCACAGUGACCCUGCUGGUGUGGAGAGCCGGCUCCAUGACCCCAUCGUCGGACUUCUGGAAGGAGCUGUGCCUGGCCCUGCCGCGCAAGGUGUCCUUCCCGGGGGGAAGGAGCGUGGGGGACCCGCAGACCCAGCUGCAGGAGGACAAGGACCCCAUGCUGAUCCUGCACAGCAGCUACCUGGACAGCGCAGGAGACCUGGACCCGGACGGGGACCUCGGCACAGGCCUCCGAGGGCGCGUCUUCGGAAGCCCCCCACCACCCCGCCUCGGUGGGCGCAGCGCUCCCGGCGCUCCGGCAUCCAGCGGGAUGGAGGACGCGCAGCUGCGCGACGGGCAGCGCUCCGAGCUCGACGUCUCGGAUCUGGGGUCGCGCAACUACGGUGCCCGCACGGACUUCUACUGCCUGGUGACAGAGGAUGACAUCUGA
This is a messenger RNA of Pyrgilauda ruficollis (rufous-necked snowfinch), 1575 nucleotides long. It is a transcript of the gene SIGIRR, whose product is annotated as single Ig and TIR domain containing. Gene Ontology annotation, biological process: signal transduction. The transcript is spliced from 9 exons. The record is from RefSeq and is a predicted model, not a curated record. Bases 1 to 1575 code for a protein of 524 amino acids. NCBI's taxonomy places the organism in Eukaryota, Metazoa, Chordata, Aves, Passeriformes, Passeridae.